CAAUGAGUGACAAAUUCGCAAUAUUACCUUCUAUAGGACUUUCUGGGAUCAAACUCGGGAUGUCAUUGUAUCACUUGUUAAGACAACUAUCCUCGAAGUAUAGGGUCACCAUAGCCUACAAUGAUGAAGAUAUAUUUUAUUACCUGAUCAUAACACAGCUGAACAUACGCUUAACAUUUGACUUUGAGUGUCAACUGCUCCUGUUUAUAGAGAUUGUUGAUCUUUCACGUGUCUCAUUGACGUAUCAGGACUAUUCAUUGAAGGAUUACAGGUUUCAAACCGUGUAUGAUCACUAUUUUGGACCUACUUAUCCAGGAGAGUUGAAGAACUCUGUGUACACGUUGAACUACCCUGGGCUAUCGUUCCGAUUUAACGUUGAAAACACCAAGAAACUACAAGGAAUCACCGAUGCAUCGGAACUGUUACGACAGGUUAUGGCUACAAAUCCGAAGGCAAGUUCCAUUGCAAUUCAUCAUCUAUCGAAAUGGUCAGAGUUCAAGACGUAUGGAUUUAAAGCACAGACAGUAGAUAGACUAGCGGUUGAUGAUAUUGAGGUAUCAGAGAUAAGGAUUAAAGGAAUACAACAUGAUGAAGAAGGUCCCAACACUAGAGAUGGCUUUGAUCUCGAUGUGCAUUUCUUCAAGCAUCCAAGGCUUGAGAAUUUCAGCUUGGUUAUCGACAGAUCUUUGCAACAAGAUGUGCUUGCUGAGCUGGGCCCUCCAGAUGAGGUGUUUUUAAAGAACGAUUCAAGAUCUUCAAUCCACGGGAGAAGUCCAGUUGAUGAUAAGUCAAAGUGUGUUUUCCACAACUACUUCCGUUACGGAUUUGACUUGUUAUAUACUAUGACCAGAUCUGGAGGGGUUCUGACAAAGGUUGUCCUUCACGGAAAUUUACCAGAGAGUGUCCUAUUUGGUAAGUACCGAAAAUGCAACUGGCGUUGUAAGAGAUUUCAAGACGAAGAGCUUGCACAAACCGAAGCCGAUUUAGCAAACGAAGAGGUUGUCAUCAACAGAAGCGAAUUGUUGGGAAACAGUAUGGAAUUCAUCGAUGGUAACUGGGAGAAGAACGAGAAUGAGAUUGAAUGGGGUAAGAGCGUCGUCUUCACGUAUAACGACCACGUUGUUGAAUACGUCCAUGGUCGGAUAAACGCUAUAACACUGUUUUAGAUGCCAAUAUUGUUCUUCUUCGCUACACAGUAAAGUCAAAUCCAGAAGAAUAAUAGUUCAUGUCAUUUCUCAUGGGAGUCGCACAUUGUAAGUCCAUAGCCAUCAAUAGUACGAUCUCCUGUCCCAAACUUCAUCUUGGAUGAAGCUGGCUAGCACCUUGGAUCCUGUCUGUAGAAGAGGAUGUCCUGCAACGGCCUGGAUGAACUUCUCCAAGCCCGCCCUUCUAGUUUCAAUCACUUCGUCGCUGAACCUGUUUGUAAAUACCUUACCGGGAAGGCUUGGUAUCACCACCCUUGAGGACUCCAUCUCCAACAGCGAUUUGAACGUUUCAAAGUCAGAAUAACGACGGCGCACAGAGGAUUCACGUAGUCUAAACGCGGGUAAGUUGGUCUUACACACGAUUUCGUAAUCUGUAAACAUCUUAUUCCCAUACCCAUGGGUACGAGGGUUUACAACCUCGAUCUCCAGAAAGUUCUCCGGCUCCCCGUACAGUUCGUCG
Williopsis jadinii is the source of this 1665-nucleotide messenger RNA. RefSeq lists its product as uncharacterized. The record is from RefSeq and is a predicted model, not a curated record. Gene Ontology annotation, cellular component: trans-Golgi network. The annotation marks the transcript as partial. Lineage: Eukaryota; Fungi; Ascomycota; Saccharomycetes; Phaffomycetales; Wickerhamomycetaceae. The transcript has 2 exons. Gene Ontology annotation, biological process: Golgi to plasma membrane protein transport.